Alternaria hordeiaustralica is the source of this 1386-nucleotide messenger RNA. RefSeq lists its product as uncharacterized. The transcript has 2 exons. The record is from RefSeq and is a predicted model, not a curated record. NCBI's taxonomy places the organism in Eukaryota, Fungi, Ascomycota, Dothideomycetes, Pleosporales, Pleosporaceae. Bases 1 to 1386 code for a protein of 461 amino acids.
AUGUCAUCGCCACGACCUACCUCAAGACGCAUUCGAACAAUCAGUUGGGCGGAUCAGAUUCCAAAGCAAGCCGCAAAGUCACCGCCUCCAUCAUCUUAUCUCGACGUCGGAGAGGCGCAAACGAAGCACGGCUCCGAAAUCGCACCACUGUUUGCUCAAGAAGACUUCGACAGCUCCCCAAGUAGCUCGACACUCUCCCUCAACUCGCAUUUCUCUUCUAGCCCACACCUCCCCACACAACCUCCCACACACCAACCCGACACCGCUAACGCCAUGCCUACCAGUAUGCGCGACCUCUCGCCAUUCAAGGGUAAACCCCUCUGGGAACCCGACGACGAUGAAUGGGCCGAGUUGGACGCCAGCCACAUCUCCUCCACUUUCAAAGCGACCUUCAAAGAACCCAGCCAACACAGUCCGGAAAAGUCGACAAACACCAGCACUCUAUCCCGCUUCAGUGCCACACUGACAUCCUUCAUCCCCUCCUCCCCAACAAAACGCGCUUCAGAAGCCCUCCUCCGCGAAGAAGAAGCCCUGCGAGACAGACUGGAAGAACUGCAAAACACAUACUACUCCAACCCUGCCGGCGACAUUUGCGACAAAGUCAUGACCUCUGUCUUCUUGCCCGGCUCCCAGUACUUCCACCACAAUCAGAGCAGAGAAUCCGUCCGCGCUCCUCACGUCAUCGACCUGGAAGCGUAUUUCCACACUCAAGACCCGCUGGUCGGAACCGCGUACCCGCGUCUCAGCGACGCCGUUGCCACGAUCCUCAGUCACACGGGUAAAGAAUGUGUAGAAGCGUUCCUAGAUCCGCGGGUGGAGGAGUUCGUGUACAGACGGGAAGUAGAGAGGAACAAAGCAGGGAGUAUCUUUGUGAUCAGGCGGAAGGGGAAUACCGUCAUCAAACAACAGGCAGGCUCCUACCGCAACCUAGGCUUCUCUCUCUCCUGGACCCUCUACGUCAAAGCCAUGAUCGGCGCAACAGGACUAUGGUACGACACUUAUGCUUCACCUGUAGCAGGCUCGACACCGAUCGUCGAUGGCGUACCGGCUUGGGAUACUUUUGUACCUAUUGGGACUGAAGACCCAUUUCUCCAACUAUCACCCGAAACCAGCCAACCCAACAUAUCACCCCGCAAGAUUAUCCUAUCUAGUCCUCGUCCGCAGAAGAAAGAGGUGGAGGACGAAGAUGAUGGGAUCAGUCCUACGAAUGAGAAGUUCGUGUUGUAUCAGAGUAGGACGCUUGCGAGGUAUCUACUGAGGGAUAUUUGGGUUAGGCUUGAGGGGCGGUAUGAAUGUAAGGCUACGUGGGAGGUUGAUGGGGUAGGGAGAGAGGUUAGGCUGAGGAGGGCGUUGGUGGGGUUUGGGGAUGAAGAUGAUGAUGAGUAG